Messenger RNA from Aspergillus affinis, 1146 nucleotides. Its product is annotated as proteasome regulatory particle lid subunit RPN9. The transcript has 3 exons. The coding region runs from base 1 to 1146 and encodes 381 amino acids. Lineage: Eukaryota; Fungi; Ascomycota; Eurotiomycetes; Eurotiales; Aspergillaceae. Gene Ontology annotation, molecular function: structural molecule activity. Gene Ontology annotation, cellular component: proteasome regulatory particle, lid subcomplex; nucleus; cytosol. Gene Ontology annotation, biological process: ubiquitin-dependent protein catabolic process. The record is from RefSeq and is a predicted model, not a curated record.
AUGGAGAACCAAAAGAUCUCCGACUUUCUUGCCGACCAGCUGCAGCAAGCUCCCGAACAAUGCCAACCCUUCUUCCUCAGCUUCGAAGACUACUGGGAGCGUAAGCUAUGGCAUCAGCUUACCGACGCCCUUAUCGAAUUCUUCCGCCUACCAGAGAGUGCUCCCCAACGACUACCGAUAUUCAAGACGUUCGUGCUCAGCUUCGCCGACCGCAUCAACCAGCUCAAGUUCGUGUCGCUCGGGUUGAUGGCAUCGACGCAGUGUGCCGAUGACCAAGAACGACUCUCUUUCCUCACAUCACUUGCGGACAAAGUGAACAAGCCCGAAUCACAAGACGCCUACAUCUACGCCCUUGCGGACGUUGCCAAUGUCAAGCAACGACUGCAGAAUCUGGACGGAGCACAGAAGGACCUGGAGCUGUGCCAGAAGGUCUUGGAUUCCUUCGACUCGGUAGAGACCAUUGUGCACGCAUCCUUCUACAAGGUCAACGCGGAUUACUUCCACGCCAAAGAAGAAUUCGCCUCCUUCUACAAGAACGCCCUGCUGUAUCUCGCCUGCGUCACUCUCGAGGAUCUCGACGAAUCCGAGCGUGUCUCGCGCGCCUACAACCUCAGCGUCGCCGCGCUCGUCUCCGACUCAAUCUACAACUUCGGAGAACUGCUUCUGCACCCAAUCCUGGACUCCCUCACCGAGACCCCCCACAACUGGCUCCGCGAUCUCCUCUUUGCCUUCAACCGCGGCGACCUGACAGCCUACGACGUCCUGGCCGGCAACAUCUCCAAGAACCAGCUCCUCGAACAGCACCGGAUCUUCCUGUACCAGAAAAUCUCCCUUUCGGCCCUCACGGAGAUGGUCUUCCGUCGGCCCCCGCACGACCGCAACCUGACGUUCGCGUCCAUCUCCUCCGAAACCAAAGUCAAGCCCCAGGAGAUCGAGCAUCUCGUCAUGAAGGCCCUUUCGCUGGGCUUGCUCAAGGGCGCUAUCGACCAGGUCGGUCAGGUCGCGCAGAUCCACUGGGUGCAGCCCAAGGUCCUGGAUAUGACCCAGAUCGACGGCAUGCGGAACAGACUCAAGGACUGGGAUGCGGGCGUGAACCAGCUCGGUCACUGGAUCGAGGGGGUUGGAAAGGAUGUGUGGGCUGCUUGA